AUGGCAAUCGAAACCGUUCUCCAAGGGAAGUAUCCCGCAAAAGCACACGCCCAGCGCGUGGUCGAAUACCUCUCUACAAAAAUCCCUCAACCCAGCGGCUUCCUCUUCCUCUCGGGCUGCCCGGAAAGAUUCUACCAGGACUGUGAUCUGGAGAUCCCAUUCCGCCAACAUCGAGCGUUCAUGUACCUCUCGGGGGUCAACGCUCCAGAUCACCAUCUGGUAUACGAAAUCGACAACAACCGCCUUACCCUCUUCAUUCCCCCGAUCGAUCCUGAAUCCAUUAUCUGGGCCGGCUUACCCCCGCCGUCGGAGGAAGUGCUCGCGAAGUAUGACGUCGACGUUGUUCUACCGAGUACAGCGCUUGGUAAUACGCUGGAAACCAUCGGAGGUCGUCAGAAAGGUACCCAGCCGACAAUAUUCACAAUCCCUGGCCACGUGGAGAAAGGAAUAGAAUUCCCCAAGGAGAUGAGAGUGGACUCCAUCGCCCUCAAAGAAGCAAUUGAUGAGUGCCGGGUGGUGAAGGAUGAGUAUGAAAUUGCGCUGUUGAAGAAAGCCAUCGACAUCAGCGCUACAGCUCACAGAGCCGUGAUGGAGACCGUCCGGAAGUCCACAUCCGAGGCCGAAAUCGACGGUGUUUUCUUGGGAGAAUGUGCCAAAAGAGGCGCGAAGGUCCAGGCGUAUCCCAGUAUCGUGGCUAGUGGCCGUGCAGCAGCGACAAUGCACCCCGAGGGCAAUAACCAAAGCCUCUGCAUUGACGGGAAACCCAAGGAAUUGCUUCUGAUUGAUGCCGGCGCUGAGGUGGAGUGUUACGGUGCCGAUAUUACGCGAACUCUCCCGAUCUCUGGGAAAUUCACGCCCGAGGCGCGUGCAAUUUACGACCUCGUGCUGGAGAUGCAGGAGAAGUGCAUUGCGUCGUUGAAGGCCGGAGUCUUAUGGGAUGAUGCUCAUCUGUUAGCGCACAAAGUGGCCAUUCGAGGUCUCUUGGGCCUCGGAAUUAUGAAGGGAAAUCCGGACGAAAUCCUAGCGGCACGAACGAGCGCCGCUUUCAUGCCUCACGGGCUCGGUCAUUUCUUGGGCAUGGAUACACACGAUGCGGGUGGUCGUUCCGAGGAAGCCGACCCAGACCCUUUGUUCAAAUAUCUGAGAGUCAGAAGACGCUUGCCUGCCGGGUGUGUCGUGACAGUCGAGCCGGGUAUCCAUUUUGGCGAACACACCAUCCGCGAGUAUCUCAGCGACCCACGACAUUCGCAGUAUAUUGACGAGGCGGUUCUUGAUCGAUUCUGGGAUGUCGGUGGCGUGUGUAUCGAGGAUGAUAUUCUCAUCACCGAGGCAGGAAAUGUGAACCUAACAGACCUUCCAAAGGAUCCUGAGGUGGUGGAACAGAUUAAUUAUGAUGGUUAA
Messenger RNA from Aspergillus steynii IBT 23096, 1401 nucleotides. Its product is annotated as aminopeptidase P family protein. NCBI's taxonomy places the organism in Eukaryota, Fungi, Ascomycota, Eurotiomycetes, Eurotiales, Aspergillaceae. Gene Ontology annotation, molecular function: manganese ion binding; metalloaminopeptidase activity. The record is from RefSeq and is a predicted model, not a curated record. The transcript is spliced from 5 exons. The coding region runs from base 1 to 1401 and encodes 466 amino acids.